AAACAGUAAAAAGGACUCUGGAAGUUCAAUGGAUAUAAUUUGUUCCAUCUGCUGCGUGUAAAGACCUUCAGACUUGAAUAUGUACGGCCCUCCGGUGGAUCUAUCAUUCAAAGACAUCAGCCGCGUUACAGGUGCGCUCUCAGAAGCCCCCCGAUGCGGUGUGCGGCCUUGCCAAACUAACUCGAAGGGGAAGUACCUGAGCUGCUCUCUGCGCCUGAGCUACAACAGCAUUGCUGACCUCUCCGGCCUCCAUCAUGCCCUGGACCACUUCCUGGCUCAGCCAUUGAAGCUCGGCUGGCUGGACCUGUCCUUCAACAAGCUCAUGAGCAUAGACCUGGUUUUGUGUGAGCUGACUGAACUUCGCGUGUUGUACCUUCAUGGCAACGCCAUCUGGAACCUGUCAGAGGUGGACAAGUUGGGAAGGCUCCAGCGUCUACACACCAUCACGCUCCAUGGAAACGCCAUAGAAACCGAAAAAGGCUACAGGAACCAUGUGAUUUGUGCCCUGCCUCAGCUGAAGACGAUGGAUUUCAGCACCGUGACACGUGAGCAGCGGGUCCUGGCAAAUGUCUGGCGCCACUGCAACAACCGCCACAAAAACACAGAGGCGAGUCUCCAGUGACUGUUGCCUCUAUUACGCAAUCUACUGAUUCAUCUUUAUUAUGGUGUCAAAACUACUUUGGGAUUAAAUGUCCUUCCUCCCUGAAUUCUAAUAUUCACCUUAUCUCAGA
Molecule: messenger RNA, 731 nt
Organism: Acanthopagrus latus (yellowfin seabream)
Lineage: Eukaryota; Metazoa; Chordata; Actinopteri; Spariformes; Sparidae
Product: leucine-rich repeat-containing protein 51-like
Exons: 4
Coding region: 80-622 (180 amino acids)
Molecular function (GO): protein binding
Source: RefSeq, a predicted model, not a curated record